Linum tenue is the source of this 339-nucleotide messenger RNA. Lineage: Eukaryota; Viridiplantae; Streptophyta; Magnoliopsida; Malpighiales; Linaceae. The record is from the annotation of a GenBank genome assembly.
AUGGGAGGGACAGAAGAGACAGAGAAGAAACAUGGUAGCGAAGAGGAAAAACACCACAAGGAGGACGACAAGGAUCACAAGCAGGAUGAGGAGGGAAAGAAGAAGAAGAACAAGAAGAAAGACAAAGAAGGUAAAGAUAGUAAGGAGAAUAAGGAUAAGGAAGAAGAUGGCGAUGAGCACAAAGAGAAGAAGAAGAAGAACCCUGAAGAUAAGAAGGACCCUUCUAAGCUCAAGGCCAAGCUCCAGAAGAUAGAGACCAAGAUGCAGGAAUUGUCCCUCAAGAAAGAAGAGAUCCUCAAGCUCAUCCAUGAAGCUGAAGCUAAUCCUCCACCCAGCUGA